Messenger RNA from Topomyia yanbarensis, 11701 nucleotides. RefSeq lists its product as uncharacterized. The record is from RefSeq and is a predicted model, not a curated record. The transcript is spliced from 9 exons. Bases 1320 to 9626 code for a protein of 2768 amino acids. NCBI's taxonomy places the organism in Eukaryota, Metazoa, Arthropoda, Insecta, Diptera, Culicidae. Gene Ontology annotation, molecular function: ATP binding; ATP hydrolysis activity; ATP-dependent chromatin remodeler activity. Gene Ontology annotation, cellular component: nucleus.
AAGAGUGCUACGUUUGGCAAAAGAAGACGGUCCGCGACGUGAAAGAGAAGCAGCAGAGCGAAGAAACGCCGUUCGUUUUAAUGGCUGCCUGCAAAGUCUUGAUUGAAUCGGUGUGAAAAAUUGGUUUAUUUGGUGAAGAAUCAAGAACUGAACAGCAGAAAACAAGCGAAAAGGCUUACCAGUGAAGUGUGUUGUAGUUUGCAAGUGUUCUUUGACUUGAAAACGGAUAUUUUGGAGUGAAUGAUAGGUUGUGAAAAAUUAUCCGUGUGCAGAAAAGUAAAAUAUGGUUAAAAAGGAUGUCACGGUUCGUGGACAGUGAUUUUUUCAAGAAGCUCCAUUGUUAGUAUUGGCUCUUCCACGGAUACAUAUUAAAAUGGUGCCCGGAAUGUUGAUGAGUCUGCUGUGCGGCUGCCACUGCUGAUGGGGAGUUGGCUCGAGCUUUGUGGGUCCACUAGUAGAGUGUAUAACGCUAGUGCAACGAGUUCCCCGGGACACACACAAUGAGCCAAGCUCAGGCAGACUACAGCAAGCAAACCAGUCAGUGGCAAAGGGCUCAUGUCUCGUUCUGUGUGGAGUGUGUAAUGUAUUUAUGUGCUCACUCUUGAGCUUUAUAUUUUUUUGAAAAAGAAAUUGCAAAUCAAUAUUCAACUUGUCGCUGCUGGUAGUUGAAUAUUUUAUGAAACUCGCUCAUUGCGAAUGAGUUCAGCUGGAUGAACAAAACGAAUCUAUCGUACUGAUGAGCUGGAAGAAGGGUUCCCUUGGACUAGGAGUUUCAACAACUUGGAAACAUUCUAUCGCCGUUGGAUCAAAGAGGAUAGUUGAGAUGAGCAUUUGCAAAAAAUAUUAAUCCCCCACAUACAAAUACACAUGUAAUAAGGGCAAGGAGUAAAGUUGCGAACAGCUCACCACAAAACCGAGAUGUCGAACGGAUUACUGAAAUGUUGUGUCGCCAGACUGUGAAGCCUUCGCUAAGAGGCGAGACUAUAACCAUAAGAACCACUGGAUGCUGUCGUCAAGAAGGAGCUCUGUCACCCCUUCUGUGGUCCCUGAUAGCAGACGGACUCCGCGAAUUACCUGGAAGAUUUGGGGUCUGAAGUGAGGGACUACGCAGCGACAUUGUCAUCACUGCUAGGGAAGAACGGAGCAGAAGCACGUCACACAGCACAGCUCGCCACUUGUACAUAAAGAGAGCAAAGUAAACCAAUUCAGUUGGAUUUGAUUGCAGGCCACCCAUUCCGUAUACAGCGAUGAGAUGUGGAUAUUUGUAAAAUGGUUAAAAUGAGUUCCUGGGUGAAAUAAUCGAUAGCAACAAUCCCACCAUGGAAAACGCCAGUGGUAACCCGCCCCUAGGUUCGGCUGGGGACGGCAAACCAGAUGGCAGUGAUGAUAUAGGGCCACCACCGGUCGGAAUGCCUCCAAUGCACCCGGGAGCACCUCCAGGUGGUCACUAUCAGCACUACGGUUAUGGAGCCCCACCCUCGAUGAUGGACCAUCAUACAAAGGAUCCAUAUUAUCAUCAUGCCGCUGCAGCAGCCGCUGCCUCUCGUCACUAUGAUCCAUAUUCUAUGCAUGCCCCGUACCACUCGUACCAGCAUUCAUACCAUCAUCAAGCACCUUACGCAGGGCACGCGUACCACCAUCAGACGGCGACUGCUGGCUAUCCUCCGGUGAGCCACCACUCAUUAAUACCGCCAGUUGGAGGACCUCCAUCAUCCAGUUAUCCGGCUUAUCCUAGCAGCAAUCAAAAUCCCGUUCCAGCAACUCCGCAAAUACCAUCGAUUCCAGGUCCUUCUGGAUUUCAGAAAUCACCAGAGAAAGCAUCAUCUGUAGACCAAAAGUCUUCAAUUCGUGAUGAUAAGAAUAUGCUCAUUGGCUCCAGUUCCGGAGGACACGAUACGACUGAUAGUGCUCCAGGAAUUCCUCCGAAGCGUAAAAUAGAAAUCCUGGAUAAUGUAUUAAUCAAGAAAUCCAAACAAGAGCUUGAAGCAGAGAAACAAGAUAAGCGUGUUCCUCCGCCUGUUGUUGAUGCACAAGAAUCGAUUGCCUCCACCACCCCGACUACCAGCAAUGGAUGCGCUAUAGACUCGAACAAAUCUUCCUUUCAGAUAUCUAAUUUGCUUGAAGAUAAUAAGCCCCCGAAGGUGGAAUCGCAACCAACACCACCGCCUCCUCCUUCGCCGCCAUCUGUUGAACCUAAGGAGCAACCUCCUGCCGAGCAAAAAUCGCCCGGGACUGAGGAAAAACCCCCAUCGCCAGUACCAGAGACUGAGAAGCCUACACAAGAGUCGACACUACCGCCGACCCCACCACCUCCACCACCACCUCCACCACCACCACCAACACAGCCGCCGUUAUCGGAAGAGGAAAAAUCACCUAAAAACGAAAAUGAUGGCAUUCAAACCGACCAACCCGAACGAUCACCAAAAGCGGAAGAAACGGAACAGCAAGAACUGCCAGCGUCAACUGUUACGCCAGCGCAGCAGAUGGAUUUUGACAUUUCCGAAAAGCUGAAAGAAAUGGGCGAAAUAAGUGUGAAACCGGUCUCCAAGACUGACGCCAGCACUAGCAGGGUGAAGGAAUUGGAAUGCACCGAGGAAAUUUCGUUAGAGAUUACCAAGAAGGAUGCCGCAAUGCGAAAGGUUAGCAAUCUGAGAAAGAACAUCAAGGAGGUAAUGGACGACAACCAGCUGGAUGCGUCGACGUUGGCUGCUCAACGUCAAGAAUUGGAACGUUUGGCUCGAGUUCAGGAACAACAGAGAAUUAUCCGCGAGGUACAGCGACAGCUAGCACUGGAGAGGCAGACAAAUAAGACCGAGCAAAAAGUGAUGCAGUUUCUCCAGGGGCAUGCUUCGAUACUGAAAACUCAACAACCCGGAACAUCCACACCGGUGAAGGUGGGUUACGUGAAGAAUCCGUUCGAAACUCGAGGAAGACCACCGAAAGCACGGCCAAUUCAAACUAAUUUAACACCGUCGGUAAGUAUUGCUCCGGUGAAGUCUACUGGAUCGUCCUCGCUGGCAGCUCAGAUUCCAUCGAUUCCGGUACGAGCCUUUGACGACAUGGUCGAUAGCGAAGAGGAAUUUGAUGAUGAAGAUGAUGAGGACGAGGACAGUGAAGCGGAGAUCAUUCCCACGCCGGAGAAAAAAGAAGUGGUAACGAUUGAUAGUUCCUCGGAUGAUGAUUGCAUUGUUCUGUCGGAUGAUGAAGAGGAACCAGAAGAUGAUUCGGAUGACGAUCCACAAAAUAGUGGACUGCAUGUGAAUGAUUCGUACAAUGUUCCGGACGAGCAGGGUCGAGUUGUGAUCAAUGUUGGUCAUGCCGAGGGCGAGGAGGAUAUAUUUUUAGCACCACAGAUUGCUCGGAUCAUCAAGCCUCACCAGAUUGGCGGUGUACGGUUUCUAUUCGAUAACAUAAUUGAAUCGAUUGAGCGGUACGACACCUCUACCGGAUUCGGUUGCAUUCUGGCACAUUCUAUGGGCCUGGGCAAGACGCUGCAGCUGGUUUGCUUCUGUGAUAUAUUUUUAAGACACACCAGUUCAAAAACGGUGCUGAUUAUAAUGCCCAUCAAUACGCUGCAGAAUUGGUUGAAUGAGUUUAACACUUGGCUGCCGGAGGAUCCGGAAAGUAGCCCGCUGAAAAAUCACGGUGAGGUUAGGCCGCGGAACUUUAAAAUUUUUAUCUUGAACGAUAGCCACAAGACGCUCAAGUCUAGAGCAAAGGUUGUACUAGAAUGGGCUAAAAGCGGAGGGGUUUUGCUGAUUGGCUAUGAGAUGUAUCGGCUGCUUAGCCAGAAAAAGAUGACAAAAAAGAAAAAGAAGAAGAAGGGUGAACCAUCGGUGGUAGAUGAUGAGAAGGAAUCUACUGAAGAACAGAAAAAUAUGUUUGACGAGAUCCAUGAAGCACUGGUAAAACCUGGUCCGGAUUUGGUGGUUUGUGACGAAGGUCACCGUAUCAAGAACUCACACGCUAGCAUUUCGGUUGCGCUGAAACAAAUCAAGUCCAAACGAAGAAUUGUGCUGACUGGAUAUCCUCUGCAGAAUAAUCUGCUAGAGUAUUGGUGUAUGGUGGACUUUGUUCGUCCGAAUUAUCUCGGUACGAAAACAGAGUUUAGUAACAUGUUUGAACGACCCAUUCAAAAUGGACAGUGUAUCGACUCUACUCCGCAGGAUAUCAAGCUAAUGCGUUACAGGGCCCAUGUGUUGCACUCUUUGUUGCUCGGUUUUGUGCAAAGAAGGUCGCAUUCCGUGCUGCAGACCAGUCUUCCCCAAAAAGAAGAGUACGUUUUGUUGAUUAGAAUGACCGAAUUUCAACGAAAACUGUACACGGUUUUCAUGAACGAAGUCGUCAGAACAAAAGCUGUCCCAAACCCACUCAAAGCCUUUGCCGUAUGUUGCAAGAUUUGGAAUCACCCAGAUGUGUUGUACAACUUUUUGAAACAGAGUGAGCGGGAUUUAGAUUUAGAAAUAGAGGAAGCUGAAGCCACACCUGUUAUCAAGCCACCACCGGAACCGGUAAAACCUCCACCUCCUCCGCCGCCGCCGCCUCCCGAGAAGAAAAAAGAGGAAAAAGAAAAGAAAAAACCAGGUAAGAAACCGUCAGCUCCAAAACCCCCCAAGCCAUUGGCUUUGAAGAAAGAUGGAACUCCUCGUAAGCCGAGAACUACCAAGAAGGAAUUAGCACAGAAAAGUCAAGCUAUUGGGAAGGAUGGCAAGAUUGUUCCUGCUGCAACAGUUAGUCCUAGUACACUACAGAAAGAUAUUCCGCCGGUAGAAACAGCGGCGGAUCCACCUGAAAUUCCUCCAUCGAUAAAGACUGAACUAGAUCCAAAUGUUAUCAAGCAGGAAUAUCAAGAUUAUUCACAUCAACCUGCCCAGCAGCUGCAGCCACCACAGCAACAAGGAAUGUACCCUGGCUAUCAAAAUCAGGGUUAUCAACAAGCUCCACCUGCUGCACCGCCAGCUCCAUACAACUAUAAUCAAGGCGUGAUGAAUCAAGAUCCUAACAACUACAACUACGGAAACCAGUACUCAUCGAACGAUCCGUAUCAAAAUUACGGUAAUAACUAUUACGGACGUAACGAUUACAAUUAUAAUCAAGGCUACGGCUACGGCUAUGACCAGAAUUACCAGAAUACCUAUGCAUCAAACAACUAUCAAAAUUCAAACUAUUGGGGUAACAACAACUACUACCAACAACAACAGAACAAUUCCUUCAACGGUAAUUACUACAACAACACCAAUCAAUAUGGUUAUACCGAUCAGCAACAACCACAAGAUCAACAACAAUACAAUCAAUACAACACACAGCAGCAAGAACAGAAAUGGGAUCCGUCAGCUCCAACGGUAGAUCCUAUGUAUCAAACGCAACCACCACCACCCACGCCGGUGCUUCCUCCUCCUGUUGAUCCUGCUGUUACUCAACAGGAAGCAAAUGCCCAGUACGCCGACCAACCAUCGUUGGAAGAUCUCAAGGAACCGGUCAAAUCGAUGGAUGUGAAAGAGGAGAAACCGACGGAAAUUGUCGACAUGGAUACAAAGGUUAUCACCAAGGUGGAAGAGAUUAAAGAAGAAAUUAAGACCGAAGUAAAAAGUGAAAUAAAAACUGAGUUGGACGUUGCAAGAGUCGGUGAAGCAACGGCAGUUAAAGAAGAGGUCAAAUCUGAAAUCACCGUUAAAGUUGAGGCUACCGAGACAGAUAAGUCGGAAGCUAUGGACAAAGCAGAUAAAGAAGCAACCGAAACGAAAGACGAAAUUGAUGAAACUAAACUGAAGGACGAACUGGUGAAAACCGAAGACGAAUCCAAAGUGAAGGAAACGAAAGAUGGUGCAAAAGAUGGCAGCAAAGCCAAUGGUAAGGACAAGGAUGAAAUUCCGUACGAGUGGGCGUUUGAGCUGAUGAAAAGUUACACACCGGAUCUGAUGGAGAGUGCACCGAAGAUGCAGAUUUUUUUCCACAUUCUCAUCGAUAGUAUCAAGCUGGGCGAUCGUAUGCUGGUAUUUAGUCAGAGCUUGCUGACGCUCAACUUGAUCGAGCGGUUCCUGCAGAAGCACAAAAUACCCGGCACGGAGAAUCAAUGGGCGAAGAAUACGAACUACUACCGUUUGGAUGGUUCGACGGCAGCCCAGGAGCGGGAAAAGCUGAUCAAUGAGUUCAACUCCAAUCCCAACAUUCAUCUCUUCCUCGUGUCAACCCGGGCUGGAUCGCUCGGCAUCAAUCUGGUCGGGGCGAACAGGGUAGUGGUGUUCGAUGCAAGCUGGAAUCCAUGCCACGACACGCAGGCCGUUUGUCGUGUUUAUCGUUACGGACAGAAGAAACCCUGCUUCGUUUACCGAUUGGUGAUGGAUAACUGCUUGGAGAAGAAAAUUUACGAUCGGCAGAUCAACAAGCAAGGCAUGAGCGACCGAAUCGUGGAUGAGUGCAAUCCGGAUGCGCAUCUAUCGAUGAAGGAAGUGACUAGUUUGUGCUAUGAUGAUGGAGAAGAAAGUGAAGUGAAGGAUUUUAGCGACGAGAAGGAUAAAUUUAUUGAUGUGGUCAUGCAGAGUCUUUUGGAAAUUUAUUCGAAGCAGCUAACGAAAGCUCCGUUUGCCCAUGAGAGUUUACUGAUUGACAGGAAAGAGAAGAAACUCUCGUCUGCUGAAAAACGUCAAGCGCAAAGAGGAUAUGAGUUGGAGAAACAAGCCGCUACCAAACCCAGCUACUCGUACACAUCGAUGGGAACUACCUACAGGGCGAUUAGAACUCCGGACGGUUCAAUCAUCCAUCGACCAGUAGCAUCGGUGCGUCCAAUGCAGUCCGGAGACGCUGGCAAAAAUGCGAUUGGUGGCAACCGACCUACCAGAUGGAUACCGGCUGAAGUUUGGCAGCGACAGGGAAUGACUGCCCAGGAAAUGACGCUUCCUAUUGACGUGGUAAUUCCUACAAGUUCAGCGGACAAAUCCAAUAUUGUUCUUAAAGCCGGUCAGAAGGUUAUGGUUCUCAAAUCACCGAAAGGAAUUUACAUGCAGCUAGAGACUGGUAAGAUAAUUGCCAUUCGAACGGCCUUUAAAGUGGGUCAGAAUAAGGAUGGUAUUGGCAAGGGUGGUCCGCUGGCUACUGCCGCCGGUCGGAGAGCUAGUGUUACUUCUACCGCCACGAAGGCCGGGGCUGCUUCAAAGAUUGGUGGUGAUUGUUCAGAAGGAAAUUCUCUGAGCAUUCCUUCCAACUCGGAUGAUGAAGAAAAGUCCGAUUCCAGCAUCGUUCCGCUGGACCCCGAUAGUGAAAGGGAUUCUAUGAAUAUUGACGAUUAUCCCGAAAAGGGCGAAAUAGUUGAUUGUGACAUGAAGAGCGAUGAACUCGAGGAAGGAGAAAUUAGAGAUGGCAUGGUAGGUUGCAAGAGGACAAAAAUCCCUCUUGCGAGCGUAGCUUCGUUUUCUAAUGCUGCAUCAAAAGUCGCUUUGGAGCAUGGCUCAUCAAAGUUCCCAAUGAUUCAGUCCGCUUACUCGUUGGCUCCUCAAAAACAUGGACCCACUAAAAACUUCCAGCAUACUGGCAAUCAUACUCAAGUUCCUAGCCAACAAACGCACCAACACCCAUCCACGACAGUAACAAUCGAAGAUGAAAUACCGCCCCUUAGAGAAAAGGUUGUUUACAAACCGAAUCUGGUUGAGAGGAAAACGAAAGUUUCUCAGUCUUCGUUGAAAAACUACAGGCACAAAGCUGGUAAAGCUCCCGAGGCUUCCACUCCGACAAAAUCAGUUCCAGAAGAAUGUGUUUCAGGUGUUCCGUCAAAUCAAAUCCCUUCACAUCCAGCGGCCACAGUCGAAGCUCAACAGGUUUCUGCAAUACAACCGCCCGUGUCAGCUGCUUCUGAGGUACAACACUACCCAGCAACAGGCAGACAGAUUCCUCCGCACCAGUCACAACAAAUUCAACAACAGUAUCAGCAGUCUUCGGCUUAUCCUACCCAUAAUCAACAACCAACCUAUGGUGUGCCAAAUCCUUCUACUGUCUCCAGUAAGAGUUCUAUACUCCAUCAACCGCAGCAUAUGCAUUCAUCUUCCUACGGAAGCCACAAGCAUCAACAGCAACAACAUCAACACCAACAGGCACCAUCGCAAACCCAACACUCCUCGUGGAACCCUUAUACAGGAAAUAGUACAUCCACAUACUAUGGACCGCCAUCCCAUUCUCAGCCUCUCCCACCACCGUCACAGUAUGAGUCCAGUUUGAAUUUCCUGGAGAAAACUACAUCCGCUCUAAUCAACAACCAAAAUCAGAGCGAGUUUCAAACUUGCCUCAGCAACAUUACUCGAUCGCCCACUCCCACCGACAAUUUCAUGGAGUAUCAACCGAAAGCAACCGCAUCGAGUAAAAAGACUGCUGCCAAAAAACCCCCCAAACCGAAAAAUGACUACAAUGCAGCCAAAAAAGCUUUGAGCAAACGCAACAAUCCCUCCCCCUAUCACCCAGUAUCAUCAUCCUCAGCAUCCUCCUCACCAUCCCCCUCACCGGCAGUGGUAAUGAACCACAGCCAGAACAGUAACAGUAGUUCCCUUAGUGGAACAGCAACGCCGGUAUCGUCAUCGCAACAUUUAAUCCCCGGUGGCACCGCAUCGGCCACCAACAAUAACAACACCGGAUCCUAUGGUGGUUAUCCGCCAAUAUCUGCCGCUUCCGGUUACUACGAUCAGUAUUCUCAAUCGCAACAAAUGUACCCACAACAAACACCACCAGCACCACCACCUCCAAUUCCAUCGGCAGCUGGAUCAGCUGCACCACCAACCGGAAUGUACGCUGGUUCGCCAAUGCAACAUCCCCCUUACGGGGCAGGUCCGGUGUCGUCUGCCUAUAAUGGUCCGUCAUAUGCAUCCAAUAAUAACACACCUUCAUCAGUGAAUCGUUCCAACUACUAUCAACCGUCAUCCUCAUCAGUAUCAACCGUCACGACAAUGAGCUCAACAACCGUUCCAACUGAUUCGACCAACUAUUACCACCAGCAGUCAAGUGGCGCAUCCCAGUCCCAGCAUCAGCAUCAGCCGCCAGCUUCGCCUCAGCACCAGGUGAGGAGCCACUCGCGAGGAUCCUCUUCCCACAGCUAUAUUCCUCUAUCGCCUGGUUCAAGCCACCAUCAGCAGAACCAGCAGUCUCAAAGUUACAUGACUAGCACAGCCAACGCUAGUCCAGUUGAAACUGCAUCGAGCUAUCAGCAGUUGCAGCCAAGCUCGGCCGGUACUCCCUCAUUCACUCCGUACGCUUCCCACACAACAACUGCAACAAAUAACUCACCCUGUUCGACACAAACCGUCAGUUCGAACGGAUCAGCCUUCCAUCGGCCUGAAAGUGCCACUAUUCCUGGCAUCCCUACUCCGACCGCUGGUAGUACCAGCGGCAGCCCAGCAAGUUAUGAAACACCUCCGACCUAUAUUCCGGAAAGUGGUACCAAUCCUUACCAAUAUCCCUAUCAGGCUGCUUCACAGUACCAAACCCAAGGGUACUAUCCUCCGCCAACAUAUCCCUACUAUCCAACGACUGGUGCUCCCUACUCUCCGACUGAUCCACAGUACCAUUCGUACCCUCCUCCGCCACCACCCUCCAACUACAACUAUCCCCCGUACCCUAGUCAGCCCGGCGUCGGACAGUGGCAAUGAAACGAAGAAUCUGAUCUUCCGGGUGAUGAUUGCUCUCUAUUGGAUGGCUGAGGACGCUUUUGAGUUUUUUUUUUUUUCCUGAGGAAAGAUAUUUUAAAAUAUUUUGUACAAUGUUCCUUUUCGAGAAUUUCUUUUAUUACGGAAGACAUUUUUCGCGUAGAUCGUAUCAUGCUAGUAUCAUGCUCUCUAUUCCUAUAUUGUGUUUUCCAAAUAUAGUAUCUAUUUUAUUUUCGUUUUGUAGAUAGGCCACGUGUUCCUAAUAAAGUUUUGGAAAUAUUUUAUUUUCAUCUUCUCUUCAGAGGAAUCAGAAAGCUGAUAAAAAGAAUUCUAAUAGUCAACAGUUUGAGACCGGAAUUCCUUUUGCCUAGGAAAACUGGUGAUAAACUAAGUUUUAAAUCUGAUCAAACGCAAAUCGUAUAUAAACAUACAAAAAAAACUAUUAGUAGUGAACGAAUAUCAAACAAUAGAUGUUCAACCGUAGGUAUACCUAGCUAGAAGCCACAAAUAUUACUGCUUUCUAACAGGUUCACUCGGUCAUUUACCGUCAGGCUUCUUCGAACUUCCAAAUUUUUUCGUGUGAAGCGCAUUGGAAUGAUUCACAGUUUUCAGUUGGCAAGUAUUAGGAAAAAUGUUUCUCAAUUGAACAAAGGGUUUGGCUUACGAAAUAAUUUGAACAAUUAUUAAAAACAAUCUAGAAAGAAUCUAAUUCUUUGUAAGGAUAAAGGCAAACAACAUACGCGAUCAAAAUCUUCUUUUGACAAUCUUACAUUUUGUUUUCGUGUUCCGGGUUACUGCAUCAAUUAAGUUUGCGGUGCCUGUUGAACCUCUCUAGUUAGUUUCCGCUGUAGAUUCGUUCACGUUAAUUUUUUUUUAGAAAAAGAAAGAAACGGAAGAAAAAUACCCCUCCAAACAGUGCAAUGACUUUUUGUUGAAUCUGAGUUUUCUAUGUAAAUUUUAUUUACUACUGUUUUAGGCUUUUAGAUAUUUAUAUAAUAACGGCAGCGAAAGUAGCUACGAUUCGCUAGUGCUGUUUCAAAGCACAAUAAGUAAAAAAUAAAAUAAUAAAACCGAAUACAUUAUUUAAAACAAACAAUGAGCAAACAUACAUUGGUCGACUGCAUUGAAACUAAACGAAAUGGUACUUUUGCAACUAAGUAAGAUCUUGAGACAGUGCUUCUACGUAGAAUAAUUAACGUUUACUCCUGGAAAAAACAUACACAAACCACUUUAGUAAAGCCGCAAUGAAUGUUUUAACCGAAACUAUACAUUUUACCUAAAUAAUUCAAUAACAUUAGAAAGCAUGAAAGCGUAGCGAUUAGCACUUAUCAUUAUUUAUUAGCCACAUACAGAAAAUGAAAAACUCUUUCGAAGUUGAACUGCACAGCCAGAAAGCAACGCAUUUAUAUAAAAAAAAACAUCGUUUUAACAUAGAUAUUGCUAAUUGUGAAGGCAAGCAAAAAGUUAUCCCAAUUGUCGUUUAGAAUCAAAUAAAUAAUUACCACUGCUAACCAUUACUAUUACCUAUAUAACUACAAUUACCAAUGUCAGCUCCAGUAGAACACUACCCCAACUCUUGUAGCGUGUGUCUGUUAGACGUCAUAAGGGUCGUACGUAUUCGCUCAUUUCCGUGCAACCGCGUCCGGCGUCCCGUCGCCGAUUUUUUUUUGGACAGUAUGAGUCAACAUAGUCAACGGUUCUAAUUUUCCAGUGAUUGUUCGUCUUGAUUAGGAAAUUUGUGAUUUACUAGUAGUUUUGUAUAAAUGCAAAAAAGGAGCGAUGAAAGUGAAAACAGGAAUUAAUCAUGCUUUUUGUGUUUUAUCGAUAAAUUAAACCCAACGCACGACUUGUAGGCAUUAUUGUAUUCAAUGUUGGAAGAUGAAUCGGAUUGCGAUGGUGAUGAUUGAAAUGGGUCCUGAGCUUUCUGCUUGUGAGAAGAAGAGCUGCGCGUGUAAUGUGGUAGCAAGUGGUAUGAUUAUUUUAAUCAGUACAGCAUAAUUAACUGAUAUCGACUACAAUAAUAUUAACACGAUACUAGAGUAAUGUAUGAAGCCGUAUUACAAAGUAUUUAAAAAAUA